ACUACAAAUCGAUAACACGUAUCGCUGGCGUAGGCUGACACUGAACUGUAACACGCCUUUUUCCUUUCUUUCCUACAUACCAUAAUGGCGGCUGUUGCUAAGAAGGAACCUAAAAUCAAGCGCGAUCCCGCGAAAAACCCUAUGCGCGAUCUGCACAUCAGGAAGCUGUGCCUCAACAUCUGCGUAGGUGAAUCCGGUGAUAGGCUUACUCGUGCCGCCAAGGUUUUGGAGCAGCUGACGGGACAACAGCCAGUGUUCUCGAAGGCCCGCUACACAGUGCGUUCUUUCGGUAUUCGUCGUAAUGAAAAGAUCGCAGUGCAUUGCACAGUGCGCGGCGCUAAGGCCGAGGAAAUCUUGGAGCGUGGCCUGAAAGUGCGCGAGUACGAGUUGAGACGCGAUAACUUCUCAGCCACUGGCAACUUUGGCUUUGGUAUUCAAGAACAUAUUGAUUUGGGCAUCAAGUACGAUCCCUCAAUCGGUAUCUAUGGCUUGGACUUCUACGUUGUAUUGGGACGUCCAGGCUAUAACGUGGCUCACAGAAAGCGCAAAGCUGGCACCGUCGGUUUCCAACAUCGUCUGACAAAAGAGGAUGCCAUGAAGUGGUUCCAGCAGAAGUAUGAUGGUAUCAUCCUGAAUAGCAAGAAAUAAACGCAUUUCGCGACGAUGUUUUAAGAUGAAGAUGAAUUCUGUAAUAAACCCGUCAUCGGAGAAAUUUCUUAAUUUUAAA
Molecule: messenger RNA, 727 nt
Organism: Drosophila navojoa
Lineage: Eukaryota; Metazoa; Arthropoda; Insecta; Diptera; Drosophilidae
Gene: RpL11
Product: ribosomal protein L11
Biological process (GO): translation
Cellular component (GO): ribosome
Molecular function (GO): structural constituent of ribosome
Source: RefSeq, a predicted model, not a curated record